CUCGGACGGCCAUGUCCGAACGCCGGACGACCGCAUGCAGGCGCUUGCUCGCUUGCUUGCGCGAUCCGUGAUAUUGGAUCGAUGACCUGUAUCUGAUGGCCCAUCUCACACGAGACGAGUCUUGUUGCCUCGCACCAUUCACUGCAACCCCGUCGAGCCUCAUGCUACGAUAUAAAGUUUUCGACAUUGGCGUCUCUCUGAGGCCCCGAGGCUCUGCUGCGAGGCACGUCGUCGUCUCGCGAGCAGCCGUUCGGGAUGGCCAUCGCAGAGGAGCGAGGCUGCCGCCUUGCCUCCGCCGCCGGGACAGCGUCAACGGAUAGCGCCUCGAAGGAGACGGCGCCGUCGUCAAAUGCCCUGCUGGCCUCCAGAGUCGUCCCCUUUCUUUCUUUCGACCAUGGGGGCAGCGGCGUGGCCAAGUCUGAAGCCGAGGGCAUCCCGCCGCCCAUGUCCAAGGCACGCCGUAUCGCCCUCGUGGCCACACUGACUGGCGCGGCCUUUUUGAAUACUCUAUCGAGCCAGAGCGUCGUCAUCAUUCUGCCCAGCAUCGGAAAGUCUCUCGACAUCCCCGAGAACCGCCAGCAGUGGAUCGUCUCGUCGUACUCUCUAGCCUUUGGCUGCUUCCUCCUGCUCUGGGGUCGCGUUGCCGACAUCCACGGCAAGCGCCUCGUCUUCAUCCUCGGCUCCGCUUGGGUCACCGUCGUCACGGCGGUCAAUGCAUUUAUACCCAACGAGAUUGCAUUCAGCCUGUUCCGUGCGCUUCACGGCCUGGGUGCGGCCGCCAACGUCCCAACCGCAAUUGGCAUCCUCGGCGUUGUGUUCUCGCCGGGCAAGGCCAAAAAUUAUGCCUUUAGCUGCUACGCUGCUGGCUCACCCUUGGGCAACGUCUUCGGCAAUAUCUUCUCUGGCCUCAUCACGCAGUACUCGAACUGGAAAUGGGUCUUUGGGGUCUCCGCCAUCAUGGCAGGGACUACAGCCGUUGCCGGCCUCGUUUUCAUCCCCCAAAGUCCCUCACCUAGGAGUCUUCGGGAUCAGAACAGCAUCGGACCGGCUCCCAUCGGUGCCAAACCAUCUAUCGACUGGCUAGGCACCUUUCUCAUCACCGCCGGACUCCUGGCUCUCAUGUACGCCCUCACCGAGGGCAACGUCGUCGGUUGGGCAGUGCCAUGGGUCCCUGUCGUCAUCGUGGUCUCUCUUGGCACCAUAGUCUUAUUUGGCGUCUGGCAGCGAUAUCUUGAGCGUCGACAAAGUCUAGAUGGGAGCGCCUUGCCGCCUCUUGUCAAAGUCUCCGUCUUCUCCAACGCUCGCUUCACUGCCGCCAUGGUCGCCACGGGUCUCUUCUUCGCCUCGUUCAACACCUUUAUCAUCUUCGCUACAUACCACUUCCAGAACUACGAAGCGCUGUCUCCGUUGCAGACCGCGCUGCGAUUCGUCCCCCUGGGCGUCGGCGGCGCCUUCGCCAACCUCAUCGUCGCCCAGCUGCUCCACCGCGUGCCUGCCCUCUUUCUCCUGCUCUGCGGCACAAUCGCCGCCUCGUCUUCGUCCCUGCUCUUCGCCGUGCCCAUCCCUCCUGGGACCUCGUACUUCUCCUAUGGCCUCCCCGCGAUGCUUCUCUCCUCCGUCAGCGCCGACACCGUGUGGCCGUGCCUCACCCUCUUCACCUCGCAGACGCUGCCGCGGGAAGACCAGGCCAUCGGCGGCGCCCUCAUCAAUGCCGUCGGUCAGCUCGGCCGCGCCCUCGGGCUGGCCAUCAGCACCGCCGUCCAGACCGCCGUCAUGGCGCGCGCCCGUCACGUCCCGGUCAAGGACGCUGGUGGCAUGGAGGCCCGGGAGCCCACUACCCUCAGCGGUCUCCGCGCCGGCAGCUACAUGACCUUCGCCCUUGGGAUUGCCUCUGUCGUCGUGGUGGCCGUGUCGUUCCGGAACAUGGGCAUCAUUGGCAAGGCCCAGUCUACGCCGGCGCGUCAGGCGAGUGGUCACGACAUCCGAGACGUUGAGCAUGCUCAAGCGACGACGUCGUAAAAGACGUCGGCUUUCAAGCAGCGUUUUGCAUAUCUGCGGAAUGAGCUCACGACAUAUGCAUGGCGCGCAGGAUGGAAUGGAAUGCAUCUCUUGUGUCAUCAUUGUAGCCGGCCUGUCUCUCCGCCAUGGCCUGAAUUUACAAGGCAACAAACAGUCUAGUCUAUCCAAGUCUAACAAGCUCGCAGCCCGACUAAAGUCGUGUUCUUGUGGGGGGUAUCAUCGAACGCACAAAUGAAGGACAAGAAACGCCCAGCCAGAGGUUAUCACCACUGCCCUGGGCGAUCAGGCGCGCACCGCCACGUCGUCUUCCUCUUCUUCACACUCCGACUCCUCGUCCUUGCCCGCACUCUCCUCCGCCGUCUCCUCAUCCCGAGCAAGGAGCCUGAGCCGCGCCCGCAUGGCAGGGUCCUGCUCCAUCUCCUGCCAAAGCUCGAGGUCCCACUCCUCAACGUUAUCACUGAGCCGGUGCUUUCGCCACGGCGGCCACUGCCAGAGGCCGGCAACGAGCAGGCCCCGCUUGGCGGCCUUGCCGCACAGCUCCAUGAGCCCCAUGAAGCCCAGCACGAUGAAGACCGUCGCCCACCAUAGCGCGUCGGCCCCGAAGCCGUUCCUGAAAGUAUGGCGGAUCGAGUACGGCCCGGACGACGCGCCGAACACGCCGUCGAGAAAGGCGACCCAGGCA
This is a messenger RNA of Purpureocillium takamizusanense, 2701 nucleotides long. RefSeq lists its product as uncharacterized. Gene Ontology annotation, cellular component: membrane. NCBI's taxonomy places the organism in Eukaryota, Fungi, Ascomycota, Sordariomycetes, Hypocreales, Ophiocordycipitaceae. The record is from RefSeq and is a predicted model, not a curated record. The transcript is spliced from 4 exons. Gene Ontology annotation, molecular function: transmembrane transporter activity. Bases 256 to 2019 code for a protein of 587 amino acids. Gene Ontology annotation, biological process: transmembrane transport.